AUGGAAUCAACCUCCGACAAGAAACCGGAAAUCAAAAAACCGGAAACCAAAAAAAUGUCAAAGAAGGAGCAAAUGGCGAAAUUGCAGAAAGCAACUGAUUUUCUGUCCAAUAAUCUGAACCAAAUGACAAUUGAUCACUUCAAAAAGGAGGCUGGUAAGUCAGCCAUGAGAGCCAGAAUUGCUCAGUAUGACCUGGAUUCUUCGUGCUCGGAUGGUGAAGACUAUAUGUUUGAUGAUGAUGACGAUGCAGACACUUUGAACCUGUUCGAAGAAGAAUGGGAAGAUGUAAUUGAAGACGCAAAAAAACAGGCAGAAAAGCGAAAGAACAAGAACUAA
This is a messenger RNA of Caenorhabditis briggsae, 336 nucleotides long. The record is from RefSeq and is a predicted model, not a curated record. Lineage: Eukaryota; Metazoa; Nematoda; Chromadorea; Rhabditida; Rhabditidae. Bases 1 to 336 code for a protein of 111 amino acids. The transcript is spliced from 4 exons.